Messenger RNA from Eimeria acervulina, 1344 nucleotides. Its product is annotated as 50S ribosomal protein L4, putative. Gene Ontology annotation, cellular component: ribosome. The coding region runs from base 1 to 1344 and encodes 447 amino acids. Gene Ontology annotation, molecular function: structural constituent of ribosome. Lineage: Eukaryota; Apicomplexa; Conoidasida; Eucoccidiorida; Eimeriidae. The record is from RefSeq and is a predicted model, not a curated record. Gene Ontology annotation, biological process: translation. The transcript is spliced from 9 exons.
AUGCUUCGCGGGUUGCUGAGGGGCCCCCUGGCCGCUGCUAGGGGCCCCCCAGUUGCUCUGAGGUUGCAGCAUUGGUUGCACAGCAACAGCAGCAGCAACAGCAGCAGCAGCAGCAACUGCUGCUGCUGCUGCGGAAGGCCUCCAUCCACACUGCUGGCUCUUCGCCACGAUGUCCGGGGCUUUGCUGCUGCUGCAGCUGCAGCAACAGAACAGGCUGCUGCAGCUGCGACCCCUCCAGCUGCUACUAAUAAUCCGGCGACCUGCAGCAGCAGCAGCAACAGCAGCAGUCCCAGUAGCAGCAACAACAGCAGCGUCAUUAGCAGCAGCAUUGGCAGUGACGGCAGCAGCAGCAAAACCAGCAGCAGCAGCGUCAUCAACAGCAGCGUCAUCAGCAGCAGCAUAAGCAGCAACAGCAGCAGUAGCAGCAGCAGCAGCAGCAGCAGCAUGAUUAAGAGCAGCAGCAGCGUGGAUAUGCAGGUUCCCAGGGAGGUGUUUGGGCAGGCGCUGCGGCCGGACAUAUUACAUCAGGUGUAUUGGCACCUGCGUCGUGCUGCAGCAGGUUGGACAGAGCGUCUGCAGCUGUACAAAUGGGACUGGCCUGGCAGCAGCAAAAAGCAAAGACCUCAAACAAUUAAAACGGGCAGAGCCCGCAUGGUAUUGCUGCGCGGUUUGGAGCAAGCCUUAUCUGCGAAGUUUGCCCAGGAGCAAAUUAUCAUCGGUUUGAAUGCAUAUAUGUUGCUGAAGCACCGGAUGGUGAUAUUUACCCUGAAGGCGCUGCAGCAGCUGCUGUUCCUGCUGCAGCAGGAGCAGCAAAAGAGGCUGCCCCGCUAUGCUACACCUGAUGCACUGCCUGCUGCUGCACCACCUCCUGUUGAGGGUUGGGCAGACGAAUGGCUGAUGAUCAAAGCCAGAGAAAGAAACGCCAAGUUCGAUAGGCAACGAAUCCGUGAACUGGCCUCCAAAUGGGUUUGGUCCAGCGAAACCAAAGGCCUCUUGAAAGUGCCUCGCUUUGAUCCUUUAAGCGGUUUUCGGGUUGGCCGAUUUUCAUCUCAAGAGGCGCCGCUGCCAGGCAGCAAAUAUGACAACAUCUACUUAGAUGACGAGCCUUUGGAAGAAGAGGAAGAAGAUAUCGAGCAGCUUGCGGCUGCUUUAGAGCACCUGCUGAGUGCAGCAGCAGCAGCAGCAGUUGCAGCAGCAGCAGUUACAGCAACUGCUGCAACAGCAGAAGCUCGUUUGGGGGCCGAGUGCUCCUUCAAACUGUCCCGGUAUGCAGCAACAGCAGCAGCAACAGCAGCAGCAGCAGCAGCAGCAGCAGCAACAGCAGCAACAAUUGCUGUCAGUUGA